GUUGUGAGAGCACGUUUAGCAUUUCAAGUUACCGGCGAACAUGUAUAUUCUGGAAUUUGCAAUACACUGUCUUUAAUGUUUAGGAGAGAAGGAGGUAUCUCUGCUCUUUAUAAAGGCUUGUCACCUACAAUUCUUGCCAAGAUUCCAUCAGCAGGUCUCUCCUUCUAUGUGUUUGAGCGUAGCAAGGCUUUUUUAUUGGAAUAUAGGCCAGAAUUAUGUGGUCGAUCUCAUUCAAGUAGCAGUGGAGGCAUAGUUCUAACAUUACCUGCCAAAUUAUUUUGCGGUGGCCUUGCAGGCGGUAUUGCACAAACUGUAUCCUACCCACUGGAUGUUGCUCGCAGAAAAAUGCAGUUAGGCAUGAUGACAGCUGAAACUCAAAAAUUUGGGAGAGGUCUUAUUGAGAUAUUAGUACUUACAUACAAAAAAGAUGGCAUUGCAAAUGGACUUUUUAGGGGAAUGACCAUUAACUACUUACGAGUUGUCCCAAUGAUGGCUGUAUCAUUAUCAACUUAUGAAUUGGGGAAACAAAUAUUUGGAUUAGACACUGGCAUUGACUCUUGAUCUGGUAAAAAAAAAAAGAGGGAGAAUCUUCUUUGUAUAUUAUCAUUGGAAGCUUGCGGAACUCCCAGUAUUGCAUGUAUUUUUGCCAUCAAAACUGUGAUGAAAUGGGUGCUUACAGUUAUUUUUACUAGUCAAAAUUUAUGAAUUUGUCUAUGCUAUGUAUAGUAUUUCUAGUGCAUUUGUUUAUUUGUGGAAUUUAAAGUUGUCAUUUUUUAAUUCCAUUAGAUUUUUAAAGUUAUAUUUAUUUUGUUAUUAAAGAUUGCAUUUUUUAAAGUUUUUUUCACUUUAGAUCAUAAACUUAAAUGUACACAUGUGUUUUAGCAAUUUCCUGACUUCUGAUUUUGAUUAAAAACUAAAUAAAUAUUCUACCGAUUGGCCAUUAAGAUAACACAUGUUUUUAUCUUAUAAUUUUGUAUAAAAAAUCUUGAGUACUUUUUGGUUAACUGGAUGCUAGUGGAAAUAAACUCACCAAAUAUUUUAGAGUUUCUCCAAAAAAAAAAAAUCACUUUUAUGUGUUUAUAUAGAUGAAGUUUUGCUUUACUUAUGCUCAUUUUGCCUUUAGGUAGGAUUUAGGUAGUUAGCCAAAAAGUACUAAAAUGAUAUAUAUACACUUUUAAAAGAUUAUAAAGCUAAAAAAUUUUUUAAGAAAAUUCGUAAUGGGAUUGAAUACUUUAUGUACAAAAUCAUGAUGAAAAAACGUUGUUUAUAUGCAAAGAAAUAAAUAUUAGCUUUGUAAAAAUAUUUUAUAUUAGAUAUCACGGAAUGACGUUUCUUAUACAUAUGAUAUAAAAUAAAACCUGUUUAUAAUACUUUGCAUUUAUA
This is a messenger RNA of Parasteatoda tepidariorum (common house spider), 1383 nucleotides long. RefSeq names its product mitochondrial coenzyme A transporter SLC25A16. NCBI's taxonomy places the organism in Eukaryota, Metazoa, Arthropoda, Arachnida, Araneae, Theridiidae. The record is from RefSeq and is a predicted model, not a curated record. Gene Ontology annotation, cellular component: mitochondrial inner membrane. Gene Ontology annotation, biological process: transmembrane transport.